Molecule: messenger RNA, 3117 nt
Organism: Fragaria vesca subsp. vesca
Lineage: Eukaryota; Viridiplantae; Streptophyta; Magnoliopsida; Rosales; Rosaceae
Product: probable LRR receptor-like serine/threonine-protein kinase At3g47570-like
Exons: 2
Coding region: 1-3117 (1038 amino acids)
Biological process (GO): protein phosphorylation
Molecular function (GO): receptor serine/threonine kinase binding; protein kinase activity; ATP binding
Source: RefSeq, a predicted model, not a curated record
AUGGAGAGCUCAUGCAUGGGUGUGAGAAUUUGGUCGGUAUCCAUGCUACUGUUUUCCCUGAUGAUCAUCACCUUGGCCUCUUCAUAUCCAAGAGAGAAUGAGGUGGACAGACUAUCCUUGCUUGCUUUCAAAUCUGAAAUAGUCAGCGAUGCUCUUGGCAUCCUAAGCUCCUGGAAUGAUACUUCCAACCUAUGUGGUGAGUGGCAAGGGAUUACCUGCGGCCGAAGACACCAGAGAGUCACGGUUUUGGACCUCCAAUCAAGCCAGCUGAACGGCACAUUAUCUUCACGUAUAGGAAACUUGAGCUUUCUGAGGACAUUAAAUCUCCAAAACAAUAGCUUCUACGCCACCAUCCCUCAAGAAAUUGGUCGAUUGUCCCGGCUGCGAAGUCUACACCUCGGUGACAACUCCUUCCAAGGUGAUAUUCCCGUCAACAUAUCUAAUUGUUUUCAUCUCCAAUAUCUUGUGUUGGCUAAUAACACUCUUAGUGGGAAACUUCCGAUGGAACUUGGCUCAUUGUUGAAACUUCAAGUACUUAGUUUGCGUAGGAACAAUUUAGUAGGGGAAAUUCCACCUUCUUUUGGAAAUCUUUCUUCUCUUGAGUAUCUUUUGAUGGAGGAGAAUAGACUGCAAGGUGGCCUCAUGAGCAGCCUUGGGAAAUUGAAAAGCUUAAGCGUUCUUGCAUUGGGUAUGAAUAAUUUGUCUGGUACCAUUCCUCCCUCCAUAUACAACCUUUCUUCAAUUCAAUACAUCUCUGUGAUUGGAAACCUACUUCAUGGAACUCUUCCUUCAGGGUUGGGCUACAGAAUAUUUCCAAACCGUCAAGUCUUUCGGUUCCAAAUGAACAUGUUCAGCGGAACAAUUCCAUCUACAAUCUCAAAUGCAUCCCACCUUUUACAAUUUGGGAUCUCCUUUAAUCAUUUUACCGGAGAAGUCCCUAGUCUGGCAAGGGUGUCCAGUCUGGUUCGUUUGGAAAUGGAUGAUAAUUUUCUUCGAAAUGAGGAUGGUGACUUGAAUUUUCUCUCCUCCCUGAUUAAUUGUACCAGUUUACAACUUUUGGAUAUUAGCGGGAAUAAUUUUCAAGGAGUGCUACCUGAAUCAGUGAGCAAUCUCUCAACAAAGCUCACAGUAAUGACGUUAGGAUGGAAUCAGCUACACGGAAGCAUUCCGAUUGGGAUCGGAAACCUCCUCAACUUGGGACUACUAAGCUUCGAAGAGAACCUAUUGGCAGACACCAUACCAACUUCAGUAUGUAAGAUAAGUAACUUGUACACUCUGUAUCUAAGUUAUAAUCAGCUAUCAGGUACUAUUCCAUCUUGUCUGGGAAACUUAACUUUGUUAAGUAGCUUAGAUCUCAAGUCAAACAAGUUGCAAGGAGGCAUACCACAGAGUCUUGGUCUAUGCAAUAAUUUGUUAGCUUUGGUUCUUGCUCAAAAUAAUCUCACCGGUUCAAUUCCACAAGAAGUCAUCAGUUUACCAUCCCUGUCACUGGUUUUGGAUUUAUCCAGUAACGAUUUUAGUGGUUACAUUCCCACUGAAGUAGGUUUCUUGAAAAAUCUUGGUUAUUUGAAGCUUUCUGGAAAUAGAUUAUAUGGUGAGAUUCCAGAAAGCUUAGGGGAAUGCGUAAGUUUAGAAAUUUUGAACCUGAGCCGAAACAUGUUGUUUGGGACAAUUCCUGAUACUCUGAGUUCUUUGAGAGGGAUUCAAGAUCUUGACCUAUCUACUAACAAAUUCUUUGGAGCCAUUCCCUAUUAUUUGCAGAGUUUCCACUUCUUGCAGAAUUUAGACCUCUCAUUCAAUUAUUUUAAAGGCGAAGUACCCAAACAAGGAGUUUUUAGGAAUACAAGUGCGGUUUCUCUCAUGGGAAAUAGAAGACUUUGUGGAGGUGUAACUGGGUUAAGAUUGCCUAAAUGUAUCACCCCCAAUCUACCCAGGCACUUGCCUAAGCCAGCUACAGCAUUAGUACAUAGGCUGGCUGUUAUCAUCAUUUCUUCCGGGGUCAUUGGAGUUAUUUGGUUAGUGUACUUUAUUCUCCUUUAUAGAUCAAGAAAAUCAGGAGUUAAGUCAGCUUCAAAACCAUCAUUGGAUAUUUCUUUCUUAAAAUUGUCAUACCGCGAUCUCCUGAAAGCAACUGAUGGCUUUUCUUCUCGCCAUUUGAUUGGUUCAGGUAGCUCUGGUUCUGUUUACUGGGGAGUUCUCGAUCAACCUGAAGAAAGAAUUGUUGCUGUGAAAGUACUCAAUCUUCAUAGUUCAAGAGCUUCUAGAAGUUUCAUAUCUGAAUGUGAAGUGUUAAAAAACAUAAGGCACCGGAAUCUUGUCAGACUAUUGACCGCUUGCUCAAGUAUUGAUUUUCAAGGGAACGAAUUCAAAGCUCUGGUUUUUGAGUUCAUGUUGGAUGGAAAUCUAGAUGAAUGGUUGCACUAUUCAGCUCAAAGAGUGGUUGGACUCCCCAUUGUGCAGCUGCAUUUGAAUCUUCUUCAGAGGGUAAACAUUGCCAUUGACAUAGCUAGUGCUCUGGAUUACUUGCAUAAUCGCUUUCACGUCCCCAUAGUUCAUUGUGAUUUGAAGCCGAGUAAUGUUCUCCUAGAAAAGGACAUGACUGCAUGCGUUUGUGAUUUUGGGUUAGCAACCUUCCUCCUAGAUACUUCUUGUCCAGUUCCUUCAGUACAGUACCCUUCCAAUUCGAUAAGGGGUACCAUUGGCUAUAUUGCCCCAGAGUAUGGCAUGGGAAGUGCGGUGUCAACACAUGGAGAUGUAUAUAGCUAUGGAAUCCUGUUACUGGAGAUGCUUACUGGUACGAGGCCAACAGACGACAUGUUUAGAGAUGACAAGAACUUGCACAAUUUUGUUCUGAUGGCUUUGCCUGAACGUGUGAAAGAAAUAUGUGAUCCGGUGCUUCUUCAAGAAAAGGAAAACUGCACAAGUACAAAUCCUGCAAGCAAUAGGAAUGAUGUCCAAUACGAUGAAACGCAAAGAAUUGAAGAUUGCCUUAUUUCCAUUGCUAGGAUAGGGGUUGCUUGUUCUGUGCAUAUGCCCAAAGCGCGUAUGGAGAUAGGGAAAGUUGUAGCUGAAUUACGUGUGAUAAGGGAUAUACUGACUGGAAACCUGGAUGCCUAG